Messenger RNA from Aureobasidium namibiae CBS 147.97, 591 nucleotides. RefSeq names its product arabinogalactan endo-1,4-beta-galactosidase. Lineage: Eukaryota; Fungi; Ascomycota; Dothideomycetes; Dothideales; Saccotheciaceae. Bases 1 to 591 code for a protein of 196 amino acids. Gene Ontology annotation, cellular component: mitochondrion. The transcript is spliced from 2 exons. The record is from RefSeq and is a predicted model, not a curated record. Gene Ontology annotation, biological process: intracellular iron ion homeostasis; iron incorporation into metallo-sulfur cluster. Gene Ontology annotation, molecular function: iron chaperone activity; 2 iron, 2 sulfur cluster binding; ferric iron binding.
AUGUCGGCACCCAGAUCGGUCCGCUGCUUGCGCCAGGCAGUGCGCAGUCUCUCGACUCGCCCUGUCGCUCCCAGAUACCUGCCCAGACAAGCUCCUUGUGCAUCACACGUCGCUACUCGCUCCUUUUCGAACGCUUCGCGUGCCUACAAAGGCAUUCUGCCCGACACCGACGAGCCCACCCUCAAAGACAGAGAGCCUCUGCACGAGGUCAAGGAUCCCACACCCAUUGAGAUCGAAGAGUACCACGAGAGAGCAGACCACUACCUCGAGGAACUCGUCAGCAGAGCAGAGGAGCUGGCAGAGGAGAAGGAAGGUGUCGACGUCGAGUACUCUGCCGGCGUCCUCAACAUCGUCUACCCUCCUAACGGCACCUACGUUGUCAACAAGCAGCCACCCACCAAGCAAAUCUGGCUGAGCUCUCCCAUCAGUGGGCCCAAGAGGUUCGACUGGGUCAUGUUGGGCGAGUCGCAGCAACAGAAGGAGGGCGCUGCAUCUGGUGACUGGAUCUAUCUCAGAGACAAGACCAGCCUGACCACUUUGUUGAGAAAGGAGCUGGGUAUCACCGUGGGCGAAGAAUCCACCCGUCCUUGA